This is a messenger RNA of Vitrella brassicaformis, 1252 nucleotides long. The record is from the annotation of a GenBank genome assembly. Lineage: Eukaryota; Vitrellaceae.
CCACACAGCACCUCCCCCUACAUCCCUGCACACAGCACCCCUUGUCAUGACACGCUGUUGUUUGUCUGCACUUCGCACAGAAGCAGCAAGUCACCUCUAUCUCUCUCUACAGUUGCAGCUGCCUGUUGGAUGUGUCCCUCCCUCCCUGCCUGUCUGUCUGGCUGCAUUUGCCCCCCAUCGACCGACACACGUGACACACACAUGACAUGGAUGUACGUCGUGUAUGUGGUUCAGUUCAUUCAUUGGUAGUGCACCUGUGUCUGUCUGUCUGCCCGUAGCCACAUGAGGCAGCAAGCAGAAUAAAUGGCCUCGCCCAAGCAGACAGGCAACACAUAUAAAAUGCCGCACACUCCUUGCCGCAUACCUGUCUGUUUAUCAGUCAGUCAGUCAAUCUACCUGUGACCUUUGCGAAGGAAAGCUAUCCAUCCAGCUAAGCUACACACACACGGGGUGAGUGCCUACACUACGGGGAAACAAACCAGUAGUACAGUGACCAUACAUCCAUCCAGACAUCCAGACAUACACAAAGAAAUGCAACACGACUCUCAGAGGGGGAGGGAGGGCCUCUCUAGCUUGGUGGCUCUGAGGCUAUGGUUGAGGCCCGUAUUGUCCUUCCCCGAGAGGAUACGCCGCACUGUCCUGCUGGCUACACACACACACACACACACAAAAUACAUGAUGCUCAUGAUUAUAAUCUCGUCGCCUCACUCACACAGGCCGCUAGAUUUGGUGCCCAGUUCCUUGGCGUGCUCCUUGAUCUUCGCCGCACACUCCUUUUGUGUCCGACACCUCAGCUCGACCUCUCUGUACGUCGACUUGAUGACGUAUUUCUCCCGCUGCCUCUCGCCGACAUUGCGUCGCUUCUUCUUGGCCUCGCCGACCUUCCGCCCCUUGAUGGCUGGACGAGCCGGUUGCGGUGCCUGCCUGCCGGUGGUGGCACUCGGGGGCAGCUCACGUGAGCCGACGGGAUCAUCAAGCGGCACCGGCGUGCCGAUGACGAUGGCACGCCAACUCGGGAGCGUCAGGAGAGGCCAGGGGAAGACAGCCGACGGCGAGGGCAUCGACAGCAGGGCACAGGACGGCAUGAAAGGCGGCCAGAGAGGACUGGGAGCCGCUGGAGGCGGGGCGGUGUUGGAGUGGUGUGGAGAGGGCUGAGAGUGGGUGAUGUCGUCACCUUCCGAUGCCGAUGAGGACAUAGGCAGGCCCACAGACACCAAAGCCGACGGAAAGCGGCCGGAAGAGUCCAUCUUCG